This is a messenger RNA of Magnusiomyces paraingens, 909 nucleotides long. RefSeq lists its product as uncharacterized. The record is from RefSeq and is a predicted model, not a curated record. The coding region runs from base 1 to 909 and encodes 302 amino acids. The transcript is spliced from 3 exons. Lineage: Eukaryota; Fungi; Ascomycota; Dipodascomycetes; Dipodascales; Dipodascaceae. Gene Ontology annotation, cellular component: peroxisomal membrane.
AUGUCUGCAGAUCCAACUUCUUAUUCUUCUUCUUCAAAUGCAAUCCUAAAUAAACUCAAUGAGUUUCUUACAAACGAAAACUACCACGAUCUACUCGCCAUUCUAAAAGGCACAAGAAAUGGUAUCGUUUAUGGUGCAAAAUUACGGUUCUGCCAUGCCCUUGUCAUGAGCUUUCUCUUCAGAUCAGGCCCAAUCAAAGAUCGCUGGCACGGUAUUGUCAAAAAUACAAAGCAACAUGCUAGAGCUCUUGGUUCAUUUGUUUUCGUUUAUAAAUCUGCUCUUUAUCUUUUAAAAUUAGCUCGCCCAUAUCUUACCACACCAUCACGUUUCUCUCCAUCUGCUUCUCUUUCUACAAAACUUCAAUCUACACUGGACGAUAUUAACACCCAUAAACAUCCAGGUGAAGCCUUUGUGGCAGGUUUAAUUGCAGGUUAUGCAGUUUUUGGGUACCCAGGUAAAAAUACAGGACUUGCUACAAUUAACCAACAAAUGGUUCUUUAUGUUUUCUCUCGCAUUUUCCUUGGUCUUUGCAAGUUAUUACUUGAUAAGAUUUUACAACAACUUUCAGUGAUUUCUCCAGAACCUUCCAAGUCUAGACAUUCUUCUGUUUCAUCAUCAUCAUCUUCAACUUCAACUUCAUCUACAUCUACAUCGUCUCACUCAAGUCAUAAACAUGUCAAAGGUGCUGUAGGAUUGAUUGAUUUCGCAACUCAAGUACGCAGACUUUCACCUCGUGCUCGUGCCAUUAGUAAUGCUGCAUGGUCUUUGUUUGCAGCCGUAUGUUGGGGUCUUGUCAUGGCUCUUUUCCGUAUGGACUCGACUCUGUUGCAAUCUAGUAUGGUCCAUUCGAUGAAGAAUCUAUAUGUGGACAGCGAGUCAUGGCACGGGUGGUGGGACUUUCUGUGGUGA